CGACUUAGAUCGUGCUUGCGCGAAUUCUACUUGUUGCUGGGAAAUAGGUCUCGUGGUCAGCAUUUUUUCCCGAAGUUUUCUCCGGAGAUUGUUACAGUUUUAAGAAGUCGUCACGUCGUGCACGGGGAAAAUGGCAAACUAUCACAAACCGGAAUCGAAAACCAUUCAAGAGUUGAAAGACAUUGCAACAAAAUUGAGAAUUCACUCGAUCAGUGCCACACAAGCCAGUAAAUCCGGACAUCCAACAUCAUGUUCUUCGAUGGCGGAAAUUAUGUCUGUCUUAUUUUUUCACACAAUGCGUUACAAAGUGUCGGCACCACGUGAUCCAAGCAAUGAUAGAUUUGUGCUGAGCAAAGGUCAUGCAGCACCUAUUCUUUACGCAGCAUGGGCAGAAGCAGGACUUUUCCCAGCGACUGAAUUGUUAAAUUUAAGGAAAAUUGACAGCGAUUUAGAAGGACAUCCCACUCCAAGGCUUAACUUUGUCGAUGUGGGAACUGGUUCUUUGGGGCAAGGCCUUUCAGUUUCUGCUGGAAUGGCUUACGUAGGAAAAUACUUUGAUAAGGCUAGCUAUCGCGUGUACUGUCUGAUUGGUGAUGGAGAAGCAGCUGAAGGCUCAAUAUGGGAAGCACUUCACUUUGCUUCUUAUUAUAAGCUAGAUAAUCUUUGUGCUAUCUUCGAUAUUAAUCGUUUGGGACAAAGUGAACCGACAUCUCUUCAGCACAAUAUGGAAAUCUACCGCAAAAGACUUGAAGCUUUUGGUUUCAACGCACUGGUGGUUGAUGGUCAUGACGUAGAAGAGUUGGCCAAGGCUUUCCACGAAGCGCAGAAUACAAAAGGACAACCUACCGCUAUUCUAGCAAAGACGUUUAAGGGAAAAUACUUUCCCAAUAUCGAAGAUCUUGAAAAUUGGCACGGAAAGCCGCUUGGUAACAAAGCAAAUGAAGUCAUUCAACAUUUGACUAAAAUGUUGAAAAAUUCUGGUCCUUUGGGGUUGCAUCCUCAAAAACCAUUGGUCGACGAUGCUCCGGCUGUAGAUCUUAAUAACGUUAAAUUAGCAUCACCUCCGAAUUAUAAACUGGGAGAACAAGUUGCUACCAGAUUGGCUUAUGGUACUGCUUUGGCUAAGCUGGCAAAGAACAACAAUCGUGUCAUUGCUCUAGACGGAGACACGAAGAAUUCUACAUAUGCGGAGAAAAUCAAAACGGUUGAUCCAACUAGAUUCAUUGAAUGCUUUAUUGCCGAGCAGAAUGUUGUAGGAGUGGCAAUUGGUGCAACAUGCAGGAACAGAACUGUCGCAUUUGUAUCUGCGUUUGCUACUUUCUUCACUCGUGCUUUUGAUCAGAUUCGUAUGGGUGCUAUUUCACAAACGAACGUUAAUUUCGUUGGUUCUCAUUGCGGUGUUUCGAUUGGAGAGGACGGCCCUUCGCAAAUGGGUCUGGAGGAUAUAGCCAUGUUCCGUACAAUUCCUGGCUCUACCGUUUUUUACCCAUCCGAUGCCGUUUCUACGGAACGUGCCAUCGAAUUAGCAGCAAAUACAAAGGGUAUUUGCUUCAUACGCACGUCGCGUCCUGCCACGGCGGUUAUAUAUAAAAACGAAGAACCUUUUGCCAUCGGCAAUGGCAAAGUGGUCAAAUCUUCCCCGAAAGAUCAAAUUCUCGUAGUUGGGGCUGGCGUGACUCUGUACGAAGCACUUAAAGCUGCCGACGAAUUAUCUAAAGUGGGAGUAAACGUUCGAGUGAUCGAUCCGUUUACGGUUAAACCACUUGAUGCUCAAUUGAUCGUAAAGAAUGCUAAAGAAGUUGGAGGAAGAAUCGUUACCGUGGAAGAUCAUUACCCGGAAGGUGGUCUAGGGGAAGCCGUUACUUCGGUAGUUGCCUUGGAAAGAAACAUCGUUGUUAAGAAACUAGCUGUUACCGAAGUGCCACGUUCCGGCCCUUCAAACCUGUUGUUGGAUAAAUAUGGAAUUAGUGCAAGCAAAAUCGUUGCUGCAGUCCAAGAAGUAUUGAAAUUGUAAUCGUAAAUAUUAGAUAAAGGUACCGGUAUCGUUUGUUCUGAUGUCAAACCAACUGCCAUAUCAAAAUGUACGUGAAGCUACAUUAUAUUUUUACAAAUAUCAAAGAUACAGUGCAUUCCGUUUUUGAGCAUUUAUUGUACGUACGAAAACGUACAAAUUUCGCUCGUGUCAAUGUACCAAGAAAAGUUUGCACAAAAAGGGUUAGCUUUUGUACAUACAUGUUUUAAGAGAAGAAUAUUAUACUUGAGAAUUGUGUCAAUUUUUAAUAUCCAAAAAGUGUAAUUUUAUAUGAAGAUUUGAUACGUAUAUGAUAGAUUAAGGGGCGUAGCUAUUUUGGGAAAACUAUUGUUCUAUACACAAGCAAAUAGAUAUUUAUUUGCAGCAAGAAUUUUUGAUUCACUUUAUCGAUACCUACUACCUCAAACGCACAAUCUUUCGAUGUUAAAUAUUAUAUUAAAUACAAAUAAAAACUUUAUGAGAACA
Messenger RNA from Frieseomelitta varia, 2497 nucleotides. Its product is annotated as transketolase-like protein 2. Gene Ontology annotation, molecular function: transketolase activity; thiamine pyrophosphate binding. The transcript is spliced from 8 exons. Lineage: Eukaryota; Metazoa; Arthropoda; Insecta; Hymenoptera; Apidae. Bases 131 to 2014 code for a protein of 627 amino acids. The record is from RefSeq and is a predicted model, not a curated record.